Messenger RNA from Ilex paraguariensis (yerba mate), 1333 nucleotides. Lineage: Eukaryota; Viridiplantae; Streptophyta; Magnoliopsida; Aquifoliales; Aquifoliaceae. The record is from the annotation of a GenBank genome assembly.
UCAAACUCAAACCCUUGUCCCUCAACCACCACCACCGCACACCGCUAGCGGGGGCGACCUGAGGUGCUUUAAGAACACAAGGAAAUAUGGCAAGAAGAAGAUCCAAUAUGGUUGUGUUUAUGGUGUUAGUAGCAGCUGCUUUGCUACAAAGCUCAAAGGCACAGACUACACAUGUAGUUGGUGAUGCCUUGGGUUGGGUCGUCCCACCCGGUGGAUCCAUCGCUUACCGCACCUGGGCUUCCAGGCAAACCUUUAGAGUUGGUGACACUCUCGUUUUCAACUUCACCACCGGAAACCACAACGUAGCAGAGGUGAGAAGAGGUGAUUUCAGUUCCUGCAACACCAACAGUCCGAUCUCCAUCUCCACCGCCGGGCCGGCCACCAUCCCAUUGAACUCUUCCGGCGAGCACUAUUACAUUUGCACCUUUCCAGGGCACUGUGGGUUGGGACAAAUGUUGGCUAUCAAUGUCUCUGCUGCCUCCAGUUCUCCAGCUCCUCAACCCGCCAUGCCUCCACCAGUGGCUACACCAGCCCCAGCCACUCCUCCACCAGCGGCUACGCCAUCUCCCGCCGCUUCUCCACCUAUGUCAACACCUCCACCAACACCUUCGCCGGUGGCUACGCCAGUACCAGUACCAUCACCAGCUUCUGGUCCGAUGAUUUAUGUUGUGGGAGAUAGCUUGGGUUGGACUGUCCCUCCUGGUGGGCCCAUAGCCUACCAAACUUGGGCCUUCAAUAAGAACUUCCGGGUCGGAGACACUCUAGUUUUCAACUUUACCACCGGAACACACGACGUUGCGGAGGUAAGGAAGGCAGCUUUUGAACCUUGCAACACCACCGCCCCCAUCUCCACCAUAACCGCCGGCCCGGCGAGGAUCACCCUCACCGCCCCUGGCGAACAUUUCUACAUAUGCACCUUCCCCAGCCACUGCUCCUUGGGCCAAAAGCUAGCCAUCAACGUCACUGGCACCGCCGCCGCCCCCGCUCCCUCGGGUUCCUCCCCCACUCCGUCAGGCUCCGCCACCCCCUCAUCGCCGUCUCCAAUUGGAAGUCUCAGUCCUCCACCACCACCACCUGGAAACUCAGCACCAUCUGUGGCUGUCGCCACCUUGCCACUCACCAUCUUGUCCAUUGCCAUAGCUUUCCUGUAUUAGUUACUGAUACAGAAUUUUAUGUAGUUCCAUUUGAUUCGAUUUGAUUUUCAGCUUGUUACACAGAUUGUGUUUUGUUUUAUACCAUCCAUAAAGCUGGAUUUUUUGUACUGCAGCUAUUAUUAUUAUUAGUAUUGUGACAAUAAUUUUUGCACUCAUAUAUUGAUAUUUAUACGACUCCC